AUGAGGGGGAAGAAUACCCGCAAACGAGCCAUUCCUGCCAUAUAUAAGGGCCGUCGCUCGGCCGUUGCUCUCAGGACACGAGGCCAAGAACACAGUGUAGAGGGCACGGGUUUGCCUGAAGGGUCCGGUGAAGAUCGAUCAGGAUGUCUAACGCUCCACCAUGAUGCUCUCCCACCCUACGGCUACCACCACCACCUCGGCCUGACCCCUCUUACAGCAAAUGCCUUCCCUUUUGUCACGUUCCCCGAGGAAAUUGACAACAAUGCCCGCAAUAUGCUGUGUAUAUACUUUACCCGUCUGAAGAACACCAUGUACCCGAUUGCAAGGUAUUCUCGUUCCGAUUCCUCCUCCAACACGUAUUGGUUCGACUGGACCCAGCUCGACCUAGCAUAUCUCCACUCCAUCCUUUUCACAACGUCCUUCUUCUACGACAACGUUCAAGGACAAACAAGCGAGAGGACGAGAUACCACUCAUAUAGGACUAUUCACGAGCUCAACAAGCAAUUGGCUCACGCGAAAACUGCCGUGACUGAGUCGACAACCACUGUGGUCAUGGCUAUAGCUCUGAUGGCAGGAUGCUUUGGGGAUACAGCUUCUGCCCAUAUGCACAUGAUGGGCCUUAAACGGAUUGUCGAGCUGCGCGGCGGCAUAGAGUCGUAUUCAAGUUACCCCCUUCUACAAGCAAAGCUUAGCCGGGCUGGUUUGGUCUACAGCUCCUGCACCGGUGCCGAGCCUGUAUUCUGUGAAGGAACUCCCUCUUACGACUCGGCGUUUGAUCAUUUGCCUGAGCUCAUUCAACUCAAGCCUCUAGAUGCGACUUGCGUUUCCCGCUCACGUGCUCUUGUACGCACAUUAGACAGGAGACUCUACAACGCAUUCAAAGACGUUCAAUGCCUCUCGCGCCUCAUUAACGACAGCUACAACUCCGGCCAUAAGAUACCCGAGAUGGCCCUCGAAGGGCUGUUGACGUCCGUCCAGGCCCGGCUGCUCUCGCUGCAGUUUGACAACCGUGGCAAUAACACGGCCGAGCUCCUCCGGUUGUCGCUUGUUGCGUACUUGACGACCGUGUUCUGGAGUCUCCCGGGUCUGAAGUUCGACUACCCGCACCUGGCCGCCCAAUUCCGGAAGGUCUGUCUCGGCUUUUCGCCUACCGCCACCGGAGAAGGAGAGUGUUUCGCCUGGGCUCUGACGGUGGGAGCGAUAUCGUUGUUCAACGGCCGUGACCGGGACUGGCUCCUACAGAUACUACACCCCCUCAUCCGAGAUCACCUGGGAACGACGUGGGCUGAGGUCAGGAAGAGUCUGGGUCAUAUCAUGUGGAUUGGAAGUAUCCACGACGACUUGGCGUCGGAGGUGUUUCGCAGCUAUCUCGAAGACACUGGUACAGGGGAUGCAGUUGCUGUUGAGUGA
Messenger RNA from Colletotrichum destructivum, 1410 nucleotides. Its product is annotated as Putative fungal transcription factor. The record is from RefSeq and is a predicted model, not a curated record. NCBI's taxonomy places the organism in Eukaryota, Fungi, Ascomycota, Sordariomycetes, Glomerellales, Glomerellaceae. The transcript has 3 exons. The coding region runs from base 1 to 1410 and encodes 469 amino acids.